GAAUAAUUUUUCAAACUUUAUAUUUUUGAAAACGUAAUAUAUUAAAAUAUCGUAAUUUCAAUUGUUCACGAAUUAAAUUAUACUUUGAGAAGUCCAAUGAAGUGCUGAGUUACAUUCUGAAACAACAAACUCAACUCUCAACAGAGAGAAGCAAGAGACCCUCAACCCCAAUCUGUUUGCUAAAUAUGCCUCUAAGCGCAACGAUGGUGGGAGCCCUGCUGGGACUGGGUACCCAGAUGUACUCCAAUGCCCUUCGCAAGCUUCCUUACAUGCGCCAUCCAUGGGAGCAUUUGCUGGGAAUGGGGCUGGGCGCGGUUUUCGCUAAUCAGAUGGUAAAGUGGGAAGUCAAAGCCCAGGAAGAUCUCGACAAGUUACUUCUCAAGGCCAAACAAGCCAAUGAACGCCGCUACUUUGGUAACCUAUUUGUUUUUCUGUAUAUUUCUGAGUUGUGA
Olea europaea var. sylvestris is the source of this 452-nucleotide messenger RNA. RefSeq lists its product as uncharacterized. The coding region runs from base 186 to 452 and encodes 88 amino acids. The transcript has 2 exons. NCBI's taxonomy places the organism in Eukaryota, Viridiplantae, Streptophyta, Magnoliopsida, Lamiales, Oleaceae. The record is from RefSeq and is a predicted model, not a curated record.